AUGCCCGAAACAAUCGUUCAUGCCAACUCCACGUCGUUGAAUAUCGAUGCCAUUGAGCUGGAAACCGAUACUCUGUUCGAUAACAAGGUGUCGGUUGGUGCAGCAGGUGCACUACUGGGGUACCUAUCCGGGCAGGAUGACGGCCAGCCUGCCAUUGCACAGAUCCGCAUAAUCAGGCUGAAGCAGUAUAUGCCUGUGGGGGAAGAUGUGCUCAGUACGCUUGGGAUUGUCGACCGUGACCAACAUCCCAAUAUGCACGCCCUAGGAAGGGCCAAAGAGGGGCUGUCACUGUUCAAAGAGCGUCUCGACGCAGUUGAGUUCCUGUUGCAGCCCAAGAACACUGCCAAGCACGAGGAAAUGCGCGGUGUCCUCGCCCGCAUGAAGUCUAUCCGCACUGUCUGUGCGCGCAUCCACACGGAACUCCUCGUAGCUGAUCUUGAGGCCCUCGCGCAAUUUGCAUACGCCACCGUCAAACUCCACAACAUCGUGUUGUCGCUUGAAAAUGUGCCGGAUAUACUGGGGAAAUUUUUGGAUGUUGACAGGACAUGCUUCAACGAGAUUGGUAGCCGCAUCAUCAGGAUGGUGGACUUUAAUAACAGCAAGGAGGAGCAGCGUUUUGACAUGCUCGAAACAAUCCUGAGCCAAUGGAGCCAGCAAAUGAGCCAGGCGAUUGGAUUGCCAGUCGCUGCAGUCUACUACCCGCAGCUCGGAUUCCUGACAUCUAUCGAAGUAUCCCUGCUGAAGUUCCAGACCGACGAGCACCAGUAUUUUAAGAACGAGUUUACCGAGGAGUUGGAUCGAACGCCCUGGCGAUGUGCAGAGGUAGGUCUGGAGCUACAGCGGUACAUCUGUGAGCACGUCCAGCAGAUCGGGGAGGCAUACGAAAUGGCCGCUGAAAUUGACUGCUUGCAGGCGUUAGCUACCUUUGCCAGCACACAGUGCAUCCACAUAGUCGGUGGCCGUCACCCAGUGCUUGAAUCGACUGUGGCCGAUAGCAGCUUUAUUGCCAACAGUAUCCACCUAUGCGGCCCAGGCUGCCUACAUGAGGAAGAGCUGGAGGUAUGCAGCGACGACAACCCGCAGACCCUGGUGCUGGUCGGUCCCAAUGCUUCUGGCAAGAGCGUGCUGUUGAAACAGACGGCACUGGCCGUGUACAUGGCACAUAUCGGCAGUUUUGUGCCCGCAGAUUUCGCUAUCGUCAGUCUGACGGACAGGAUCUUUGUCAUGGGCAAAGCCAUGGAGUCGCUCUACCGACACACCAGCGCGCUAAGUGCCGACCUGGAGCUUUUUGGUCGUGGAACAAAUCCAGCUGAUGGGCUAGGUCUGUUCUGUGGUGUAAUGGUCUCGCUGAGCUCCCGUAGCAGAGACCGGCCUAUGCUCAUUGCUGUCACCCACUUCCACGCCGUCAUGUAUAUUGUCGGAGACCCAGUCUAA
Messenger RNA from Linderina pennispora, 1434 nucleotides. RefSeq lists its product as uncharacterized. Gene Ontology annotation, molecular function: ATP-dependent DNA damage sensor activity; ATP binding; mismatched DNA binding. Lineage: Eukaryota; Fungi; Kickxellomycota; Kickxellomycetes; Kickxellales; Kickxellaceae. Gene Ontology annotation, cellular component: nucleus. The record is from RefSeq and is a predicted model, not a curated record. Gene Ontology annotation, biological process: mismatch repair; chiasma assembly. The coding region runs from base 1 to 1434 and encodes 477 amino acids. The transcript is spliced from 9 exons.